Molecule: messenger RNA, 2385 nt
Organism: Manacus vitellinus (golden-collared manakin)
Lineage: Eukaryota; Metazoa; Chordata; Aves; Passeriformes; Pipridae
Gene: SLC8B1
Product: solute carrier family 8 member B1
Exons: 14
Coding region: 73-1611 (512 amino acids)
Biological process (GO): calcium export from the mitochondrion; intracellular calcium ion homeostasis
Cellular component (GO): membrane
Molecular function (GO): calcium:sodium antiporter activity
Source: RefSeq, a predicted model, not a curated record
CAGUGCUGGGAGGUUCGGAAACAGAACAGCUCCGAGUGGUGCCGCUUCAUCCGAUCCAACCCCGACUGCCGGAUGGACGGGGGCUUCCUCGACUACCUCAAUGGGGUCUUCUGCGUCUUCCCCCCCCGGCUGCUGCCCCUCGCUGUCACCCUCUAUGCUCUCUGGCUGCUGUACCUGUUCAUCAUCCUCGGUGUGACAGCAGAGAAGUUCUUCUGCCCCAACUUGUCGGCCAUCUCCACCAACCUGAAGCUGUCCCACAACGUGGCAGGCGUCACCUUCCUGGCCUUUGGAAAUGGGGCCCCGGAUGUCUUCAGUGCCGUGGUGGCCUUCUCUGACCCCCGGACAGCGGGGCUGGCCAUCGGGGCCAUCUUUGGUGCCGGUGUGUUCGUGACCACGGUGGUGGCCGGGGGCAUCGCCCUGGUCAAGCCCUUCACGGCCGCCUCCAGGCCCUUCCUCAGGGAUGUCAUCUUCUACAUGUUGGCCGUCUUCCUCACCUUCAUGGUCCUCUACUUCGGCAGGAUCAGGCUGGGAGAGGCUCUGGGUUACCUGGGGCUGUACGUGUUCUACGUCGUCACCGUGGUGCUCUGCACCUGGAUCCACCGGCGGCAGCGGGGGGACGGGACGGCCUCCCCCGGGCCCUGGGAGCCAGAGAUGCCGACGGAUUCCGAAGAGCCGGAGCCCUCAGGCACGAACAGCAGUGACUACGGUGAGGAGUACCGGCCCCUGCUCCCCUCCCAGGAGACCUCCCUGCGCAUCCUCACCACGGCCCUCAGCCCCUUGGACUACCGCAAGUGGAGGAGGAAGCCCUGGUACUGGCGGCUCUUCAAGGCCUUCAGGGUGCCCGUGGAGCUGGUGCUGCUGCUCACUGUUCCCGUUGUGGACCCUGACAAGGAUGACCUGAACUGGAAGAGACCCCUCAACUGCCUGCACAUCCUCACCAGCCCCCUGCUCUGCAUCCUCACCCUGAAGUCGGGCGCCUAUGGGCUGUACCAGAUCCAGGGCGUCUUCCCAGUCUGGGGACUGGUCACACUGGUUGGCUCUGUCCUGGCUGUCAUCAUCUUCAUCACCACAAGCAACGAGGAGCCGCCCAAGUAUCACUGUGUAUUUGCCUUCCUUGGGUUUUUGGCCAGUGCCAUGUGGAUCAACGCCGCAGCCACAGAGCUGGUGAACAUCCUGCGGACCCUGGGCAUCAUCUUCCAGCUGAGCAACACCGUGUUGGGCUUGACACUGCUGGCCUGGGGCAACAGCAUCGGUGACACCUUCUCCGACCUCACCAUGGCACGGCAGGGCUAUCCCCGCAUGGCCUUCUCCGCCUGCUUCGGGGGCAUCAUCUUCAACAUCCUGGUUGGAGUGGGACUGGGCUGCCUGCUGCAGAUGAGCAGCAGCCCCCCCCCCCAGCCGCUGGUGAAGCUGGAGCCCGACAGCCUCCUGGUCUGGGUCCUGGCAGGGGCCCUGGGGCUGAGCCUGGUCUUCUCCUUCGUGUCGGUGCCAGCUCAGUGCUUCCAGCUGGGCAAGGCCUACGGCGUCUGCCUCAUCACCUACUACCUGGUGUUCCUCUGCGUGGCCCUGCUGACCGAGUUCAGGGUGAUCCAUCUCUCCACCUCUGACUGACCCCAGGGGAUCACAUCCAGCCCUGGAUCUCAUUCUGCCCCUCCCCUGUCCCUGCCAGGGGGACAAGGGCACCCUGACCCCAGCUGAGCUGCUGGAGGUGCCAGCCCAGCCCUCAGCCUUCACUUCAGAAAAGAGGAUGGCUGUGGUUAGAGAGGGGAGUUGUUAGUCACUGGCCACAUCCUCUGCUCGCUCUGUUUAAUCUGUUUAACUCAUGGCAGCCCUGGGCAGGAGCAAGGUCGAGACCUCGGCUGCCUCUGGUCCCAGUGGCAGGGGCAGAGGAUGGGGCAGCUCUGGUUCAGGGGCACAAGAAGAGAGGCUUUACCUCCUCAACCACUUCACUUUCCCCUCCUCACCUCCAUCCAGCUGGUCCAGGACAGGGCUGGGGCCGUUGUGUAACACAGGGUAACUCUAAAAGUCCAAGCAGAUGUUUGUCCUUCUAAAGGACACUCUGUGUGGGCACCGUGGGGCUGGAAUAGCAGCUGGGGCAGAGCCAGACAGGGUUAAGGUGAGUCAGCGCUCCAGGGCAGCGCUGGGUUUAGUGCAAGCAAAGCUGGAGGAAAAGCAAACACCAAACCAAGGGAGGCUGGUUUCCCCUGCUUUUUUUAGUGAUGUUUUUCAAGCCGAGUUUCAGAUCCUACUUUUCUCCUCCUCCUCCUCCUGGGGCGGGUAGAGCUGUAGGAAAGGACCUGGAAGUUUCGACACAGUGUUAGCCUCUGGCAGGACUAGGUUUAGACACUGUAAAAAAAAUUGCAAUAAUAAAACCUCACAAACCCA